AGCCGUCUUCUGCUCGGCACUUUUUUCCGCACCCGCGGGCGGGCGGAGCAGGCGCGGCGCAGGGGGGCGGGGGAGGGGCGCCAGCUGAGACAGCGGCGUCUCCCCAUCGCCCGGCCAAGAUCCGCUCACGCAAUCGGUCUCCAGACCCCUCACCGGGGUCCCCUGCUGGACGGGCCUCUCGAGGCGGAUGCAGCCGCGGCGGCGCCCCCCCGGGAGGCCCCCGCCGGCGUGGCCCCCCGGAGGGCGAUGUUCGCCGCCUGCUCGACGGGCGCGCGGCGGCUCGCCGCGCGCGCGCCGUUGGCGCGCCGCGCGGCGGCGCCAGCGGCGGCGCGCGCGCUGGCGGCCUCGGCGGCGGCGCGCGGGCCGAAGGUGGCCGUCCUGCAGGACCAGCAGAUUCCGAAGGAGGAUGCCGUCGGCGCGCUGAAGGACAAGGGCUUUGACGUUCUGUGGUCCCUCAGCGAGCCUUCGGACGCCUGGGCCAUCUGCACCGUCACGUCCCCCGUGACCGCAGAGGUGCUGGACCGCCACCCUCAGUGCAAGGUUGUUGCUGUGUCCUUUACGGGCUUCAACCACGUCGACCUGGAGGAGUGCAAGAAGCGCGGUAUCGCGGUGGUAAACGUGCCCGCUUACUCCACGGAUGCCGUCGCGGAGCUGUCGGUGGGCCUGACCCUGGCGGUCUACCGCGAGAUCCCCAGCGGGGAGCGCACGCUGCGCGCCGGCGGUUGGGCGCACUCGCCUGGGGGCAUGGAGAUCCGCGACAAGGUGAUCGGGGUGGUUGGCCUGGGGGACAUCGGCAUGCGCACCGCGGAGCUCUUCCGCGCGUUCGGACCGCGGGAGCUGCUCGGCUGGUCGCGACGCGAGAAGCCCGCCUUCGCGGCCGCGCCCAUCUCCGGCAAGAGCGCGACCCUGGAGGAGAUCUUCGACAGGGCCGACGUCGUCUCGAUACACGUGGCCCUGAACGCGGAGACCAAGGGCUUCGUCGGCCGCGCCCUCAUGGAGCGGCUGCGGCCCGAGUCCGUGCUCGUCAACGUGGCCCGCGGCCCGGUCAUCGACCAGAAGGCGAUGGCCGAUCUCCUGACGCAGCGCCGAUUCCGCGCUGGGCUCGACGUGUUCGAGGUGGAGCCCAUCCCUCAGGAUGAUCCGAUCCUGAAGGUGCCGCCGGAGCAGGUCGUGAUCACCCCGCACGUGGCUUACAAGUCGCUCGAGGCGC
Messenger RNA from Prorocentrum cordatum, 1210 nucleotides. The record is from the annotation of a GenBank genome assembly. NCBI's taxonomy places the organism in Eukaryota, Dinophyceae, Prorocentrales, Prorocentraceae.